Penicillium argentinense is the source of this 786-nucleotide messenger RNA. RefSeq names its product mitochondrial 37S ribosomal protein mS23 (gene rsm25). NCBI's taxonomy places the organism in Eukaryota, Fungi, Ascomycota, Eurotiomycetes, Eurotiales, Aspergillaceae. Gene Ontology annotation, cellular component: mitochondrial small ribosomal subunit. Bases 1 to 786 code for a protein of 261 amino acids. The record is from RefSeq and is a predicted model, not a curated record. The transcript is spliced from 2 exons. Gene Ontology annotation, molecular function: structural constituent of ribosome.
AUGGGCAAGAUCAACCUCACGGCCCUCCGGGUGCGACAGACCGCGCUCAACCAAUACGCCAGCGGAAAGAUCAAGAAGCUGCCCCAAUGGGUCGAUGUCGUCGGCGAAAUUCCUCCAGCUGAGGCCCUUAUUCGGAACCGUACCGCUCAGCACCAGCUGGUCCGCCAGCGCAUUCAGACCAACCCGGAAGCCUCCAAGCCGCAGGUCGUCUUCGAGGUCCAAGAAAAACGCCGGAAGCCCAAGAAGCCCAGCCGUCUUUUCAAACCUGUCGAGCUCCGCUAUGAGGAGGACCAGUUGCGACAGGAGUUCUUCCGUGAUCAUCCCUGGGAACUUGCGCGUCCCCGUGUGGUCCUGGAAAGCUCCGGCAAAGACUUUGAGAACCAUGACUGGAGUCGGAUUCAACAACCUGGGAAACGGUUGGACGGUGAAAGUGUUGUCCAGCGACAGCUUUGGCUCCUGAACAAUGUCCCCGAUAUGACCAAGAGUGCCGCAUACGACAUCGCCCGACGGGAAUUUUACAAACUCCGACUGAAGGAAGAUAUUCAACGCCGGGUUGCCGCGGAGGAGGCCCAGGCAACCGGUGCGAACUUCGGACCCACCUACCUAGAGAUCGGUAUGGAGUUGGAGAACCAGCAGCACGAGAAGUGGAAGGCAUGGGCUCGCAUGGAGGCGCAAGUGAUGGACCAGCGGGCCGUCUCGAUGUCUGGUGCUCCCGAACUCAACAUGGAUAAGGAAGCAGAGGGCCCAGAGAGUAUUGCCUUGGACGAGGGGGCUACGGAGCAGUAA